This is a messenger RNA of Linepithema humile (Argentine ant), 2549 nucleotides long. It is a transcript of the gene ergic53, whose product is annotated as protein ERGIC-53. Gene Ontology annotation, cellular component: Golgi membrane; COPII-coated ER to Golgi transport vesicle; endoplasmic reticulum membrane. The record is from RefSeq and is a predicted model, not a curated record. Gene Ontology annotation, molecular function: D-mannose binding. Gene Ontology annotation, biological process: endoplasmic reticulum to Golgi vesicle-mediated transport. NCBI's taxonomy places the organism in Eukaryota, Metazoa, Arthropoda, Insecta, Hymenoptera, Formicidae.
GAUUUCGUGAGCGCGCCGGCACCGGAAACGUGUUCUCGACAGUCGAAAUGAUGAUGGCUGCCGAAGUGAGGUGGCUUUUAAUUUUUCUUAUAUCGUGCGUCACCCCGUUGUGCCACGGCGAAACGCUGCAUCGGAAAUUCGAGUACAAGUACUCGUUCAAGCCACCGUACCUCGCCCAAAAGGAUGGCAGCGUACCGUUCUGGGAAUACGGCGGAAAUGCCAUUGCUAGUGCAGAAAAUGUGAGAGUAGCACCAUCACUUAGAAGUCAAAAAGGUGCAAUAUGGGUAAAGCAACCAAUCAAUUUCGACUGGUGGGAGAUAGAAAUAGUAUUUCGUAUAAGCGGACGAGGAAGGAUAGGAGCAGAUGGUUUGGCAUUCUGGUACACGACUACCAAAGGCACCUACAAUGGCACCGUUUUUGGUAGUUCGGAUCUUUGGACAGGCCUAGGAAUUUUCUUUGAUUCAUUUGAUAACGAUAAUAAGCACAACAAUCCAUAUAUCAUGGCGAUUGUGAACGACGGCACGAAAAUUUUUGAUCAUGCAAAUGAUGGCUCUACGCAGCAAUUAGCUGGUUGCUUGCGAGAUUUCCGCAAUAAACCAUUUGCCACGAGAGCGCGAAUAGAAUAUUAUCAGAACACGUUAACACUUCUAUUCCAUAAUGGCAUGACGAAUAACGAGCAAGAUUAUGAUAUAUGUUUCCGAAUUGACAAUGUUGUGCUACCAAAAAAUGGAUUCUUUGGAAUUUCAGCCGCUACUGGUGGCCUAGCCGAUGAUCAUGACAUCUUACAUUUCCUUACCACUUCUUUAUAUUCUCCUGGACAGCUACCAGUUGAUGGGCAUAAAGUUUCUUUAGAGGAACAAGCUAAAAUUCAACAGGAAUACUUAGACUAUCAAAAAAAAUUGGAUGAACAGAAAGAGGAAUAUCGCAAAGAACAUCCAGAUCAGUUUCGCAAGUCUGAAUUUGAGGAAUACUUUGAAACUGAAAACCAAAGAGAGUUACGGCAAAUAUUCAAUGGACAAAGUCAGAUGUUCGAUGUCUUGCGUGAACUUAACAGAAAAUUAGACGAGAUUGUCGGAAGGCAAGAGAGAACGUUGGGUUUGAUAUCUCAAGUGCAACCAGGUCAAGCGGGUGUACAAGUUACGGGUCAGCCAGGACAGCAACCCGUGCUGAUUGACACCAUACGUCGGCAGGAGGUCGACGCUGUGUUGAAUAAUCAAAAUAUUAUAUUAAACACAGCCAGGGAAAUUAAGUCUUUCGUAGGAGAGGUUCAUUCCAAAGCUGAGUCUAUUCUCAAUAAUCAAGCACGCGCCCCGACAGCACAGGUGCAACCGAUGGGAUACGAUUAUCAAUCGUUUAUAUCAGAGAUGCGAGACGGACUUAACACAUUGAAAAAAGACAUUAAAAACACCGACAGCGGAGAUUGUCCCAGUUGUCUCACAACAACGAUGUUUUUGCUGUUUAUCGGCUUACAGAUGAUAUUAUUAUUUGCAUAUAGUUUUUAUCGGGACAAUAAGGAAGCACAAAUGAAGAAACUCUACUAAUGUACGCAUUGUCCGCGUGAUAAACAAUACGUUCUUGUUUGUGGAUUAUGACUCGAUAUUUUUAUUACUCGUUGUUCGUAUUCGCGAAAUAUGCGUGUCUCUCAUCAUUUGUAUAAUAAAUGCAUCUUUCAUCUGCCAGAUCUGAACAAUCGUCAGAUAUUGCCUCGCAAGGACAACAACGCAUCUCACAGUGAUGUGACUCGCCGUUUUUAGUAUUUUCUUUUAAACGAGAGGCCACCUUUAUUAAUGAAAUGUAUCACAAGCAUUGUAUUCUGGCAGAACGCGUACAUGGGAUUUGGAUGAAUGUUUAAGGGUUGCUUAUAAGGUUUAGUCGGUCUUAUAAUUUCGGGAUUUCUUAAAAAUAUCUCACAAUUUUCUUUACAUGUUCUUAUGUAUUGGAUGUAUAUUUUUUCACUAUCGAUCAUCGCGAGCUUUAUUGUUGAGCACACAUAGUAUUUUUGAGAACUCCAUUUUGUAAUAAAUGUCUCCAUUGUUGAUUUCGUUGCAAUGUGAUUUUCUACGUUAAUCUUUAUACUAUAUUUUGUACCAUGCAUUUAGUACUCGAAUAUAUGAUAACUUUAUUCAUAAGAAUUGAUACUUUCGUCGUUUAUGAUCAUCAGCAGGUGCGACUGCACCAUUCUCAAAGCAAAGAGUACGGCGGACAAUCCUUACGGUUUAUAAUAAUGGUUUUAGAUAUGAUAAUUCAGCUAUUUCAUCAGAUACUACUGUAGCGGAGAUUAUUUUGCAUUUGAACGUGCAUACUUGCGUGUAUUACAAUUUACUUUGUCGUGUGAACUCGGUCGUGUGCAAUGACUGCAUUUCUGAAACUACAGUAAGAACUCUAAAAUAUGUAUACGUGUGUAAGAUGCAUGAGUACUAGUGAUAGUAUAUGAGAGCGGAAUGAGAAGAUCUCUGAGUUCGUUACUUCCCACAUCAUUGUAUUUGUAAAAGUUUAUUGAAUAUUGUAAAUGUACAAGGAGAUAUAUCUGAUAAUAAAAAUAUAAAGGC